Sabethes cyaneus is the source of this 5197-nucleotide messenger RNA. RefSeq lists its product as uncharacterized. Bases 708 to 4898 code for a protein of 1396 amino acids. Gene Ontology annotation, molecular function: ADP binding; protein binding. The transcript is spliced from 6 exons. The record is from RefSeq and is a predicted model, not a curated record. NCBI's taxonomy places the organism in Eukaryota, Metazoa, Arthropoda, Insecta, Diptera, Culicidae.
UUUCGUUCGCGAGCAAUAAAUAAUGACAUUUUAGUGUGAAUUUAACGUUAACGGCACUCGAAAGCCAACCUAAACGCACAAACUAGCUGUAAGAAGUCGAAGUUUAGUGAAAUUUAGUGCAAAAAGUCUGUUUUUAUUGUGAUUUCGUGGGUGACUAUAAUUAGAUGGGACAUUUUCUUACCAGUUUUCUUUCUUCCUUGAUUUACGUUCGUACGAACGAACGAAGCGCAACUUGUGGAUGGUUGAGUGAGUUCACGGGAAUCCCGAUACAGUGUGUGAGUACUGGUAGCAGUAGUAUAUAUUACAUAAAUGUAACGUGUUUACAGACGGGAUGCAUUCGGCGUGUGUUUCUGUGUUUUGUAAUGUCCUGAUGUGAUGCUCAACGAAAACAAAACAACACGAUAACGAAAGGUGCAUUUCCAAUGGUGUGUCGUUCGAUGUUUAGUGCAAUUUAAACAAAGCAAACCAAUUUUGUCGCAAACCAUCCCAUUUAGGGUCGGUCGAUUGUCAUGACAUGAUGUAGAUUCUAAGUAGUGUAAGAAACGUAGUGGUGGUCUCAUAAGUAGUCUAGUUCGUGAAUACAAAACGCAACAUCGGAUUUUUCGAAACGCACAACGUUAACAGUUACUAAUAAACUAGCAGAAACGCAAAAAAGCUAUUUAAAGAACGUACAGUACCCAGCACAAAACAAUAGUGCCGCUACCGAAAUGGCCUGUUCCAACGAGCUGCUACACCUGCGCCUACUGCGCGAUGACCUUGGCGAUCUUGAUAUCGAAGACAUCCAGGACGAACUGAUCGAUCGGCAAAUCUUCACCCGGGCAGACUGCGAGCAGUUAUUGGCGGAGGUGAACUUAGACCACCGCUUGGAUCUGAUGUUCACUAUCCUGGAGCAUAAGCUGCACAGUGGGAAAAUCAUGAUCGUAAAAGAUUUCUUGUCAGUGCUGGAACCCUUCUACAGGUGGAUCGUAGAAAAGCAUGAGGAAGAGUUGAAAAAAGGAAAAACCUCUUCGAUCAAAAAAAACUCUCCGAUCGAUAAGUAUCUGUCCUACCAAACUAAUUCCAAUAUACCAAACAUCGAUGAGCUGAAUGUGUACCGUCGAAAGGAUCUGUGGCAAAUUCAAAAAUGCCUUAAGGAACUGAAACAUGGCGUUCGUGGCCGCCGGUAUCUGUUCGUAGAAGGAGGCUUCGGUACUGGCAAAUGGACUCUGGUCAGUCAGGCAUGCGAAAAUUAUUCAAUCGUGCACCGAAUGGGUUUCAAAAUUUUCUAUCUGAAUCUUGCAAAUUGCAACGCCCCGGAGCAGACUCUUGAGCUGCUCGAAAAUCUCAGUAUUCAAAUGGAAACGGAUUACAAAUCCGAUGACAUCACUUACAAUGGUAGAUAUCCCACCAAUGAGAUACAGUUACGGAUCCGUAAACUGCGGCAGCGUAUCGAGGACAAGUUUCCAAGCUGCCUGCUAGUACUGUCGCAUGUGCGUGAUCCUAAGCUGAUAAAAGAUUUUGACCUGAAAUGUAAGACCCUGGUUAUCACUAGCAACAAGGAUGUGAUCGCGAGCGUUAACGUAACUGAACGUUUAGUGCACACACUGGGCCGCGGUUUCACUGAAAACGAAAGCAUGGAGUUAUUUGGCAAAGCUCUUCGUUUGAAAUCCGACCACUUGCCAAAGGAAGCACACGACAUACAUCACACAUGUCGGGGAAAUCCUUUCGUAAUCAAGCUGAUCGCCCGCAAGAUGUCGGAGUAUGGUAGCGCCUACGAUAACGCAUCCGAUGCAACGGUGGUCGGCAUCUGGUGCAAACUGGCACACGACCUAAAGAGUCAAUCUAUCACGAUCGAAAACAUGACGAUCAAAUCGAUUCUGGAACAACUGAGCCCCGAGGAACAGGAGGCUUUUCGAAGUUUGGUCAUCUUUAGGGAUAACGUAAAGAUUCCUCAAGUGGUCCUGCAACGCUACUGGGCACUAUCGGCGGCUGAGACGGAAACUAGGGCCACCAAGUUGAUCAACAAAGGACUCCUGGACAAGCGGUACUGGAAAGAUCAGCAGAUUUUUUACGUCUUGCACUAUGUGUGUUACAGUUUCCUACUAAAAGAAAACCCCAAUGAUAAACAUGCUAACCUUCACCGUCGAUUGGUCGAAAGUUAUAGGAUUGAGGAAGCAAUGAACAAUCGGAGAGAACUUGAUUUACUGCAGUUCUUCCCAAACGACAACUACUUUCACUUCUACAUCGCAAAUCAUUUAGAAAAAUCACAAAUGUUUCCAUUGUUUUCGAACUUAUUUUUGGAUUUCGGUUUCCUGGAGCAGAAGCUGCGCUACACAGGGCUGCCGAAUACGGUCGGUGAUCUGCGGCUGUAUCAGAAGCACAUUUUCGUUCAAGAACGCGAUCCAGAAUCAUACGCCGAGACUUUGCACGACUUUCUCAUGAGUGUCGAAGUUCUAUUGUCGAAAUCUGCCGACACCUGUUUGCUGCAGCUGGCACUCAAUUGUCGCGGGUUGAUCGCCGAGAAAGCGGAAACCCAAGCACUUCGGUAUAACAACCGCGUCUGGUUCUGUGAUAUUGAUCACACUCAUCAGCACCAGUUGGUACAAGUUCCCAAACCACCAAUCAAAGUGCGCUUCCAGAAUACAAGCUCCGCUUUGGUUAGCUUGGAUAACAACCAAAUCUCGAUGGUUGAUCUAUCACCAUGGUAUUCAGCACCGGUUACAAUAUUCGAUGGCAACCAGGGCAGCGUGCAACUAAUGCAUAUCGCAAACAAAAUGCUCGUGGCAUUGGAUGAAGCGGGAUCUGUGAAUGUGUGGUCCAUGAAAAACGUUCCAUCUGAUCGGAACGCCAGACAGCACGAAUCCGACAGUUGGAAUGUUCGACUUCGUAGCCAGAACCUACGACCGCAGGAUCCAAGCGAUCGCUUUUCGAGCUUCUGUAUCGUGAAGAAAAAGACUCCACCCGAUAGCUGUGAAAUGUUUGCCAUCACCGAAAAAGGUGGCCUCUACAUAUACAACGGAUUUAACACAUUUACGGAGCACACGAGAUUCAACACCAAAAUAAGUAAAACCUACAUUAUGAAGCCACUUAUAGACGACCCGCUCCGAAUCCCAAAGAUCCUUCUACUCACCGAAAAUAACAUCGGCGUUAUUUUCAAUCUAAGCUCAACCAGUGUCGAGCACAGCUUCGAAGAGCACCGUGUGAUCAACGUUCACUACAUCAGAAAUGCACUGAUUUCCGUCUCUUCCAAUCAGAUUCGGCUGCGUAGGCUCAAGCGCAACAAUCGCAAUCAACUUGAAUCCUCCAACCCAGAGGUGAUCUACAACACGCCGUCUCAACAUCGUAUCACCUGCAGUGCCAUUUCUGACGAUAGCCUGUAUGUCAUCCUGGGUACCACACAAGGUAUCUCGAUAUUCAGUAUUCGCGAUCAAUGCGAGGUACUUCGAACCAACAUCAGCCACAGUAUUCUGGAUGUGGAUAUUCAUCCGCUGGAUGAUGAUCAGUUUCGCUACAUGUUGAUUUCGUCCUCGGAGGACAGCGGCAACGUUAUCAACAUGUAUUCGUUGAUGGUUACUCCAGCCAAGCAGUUGAUCAGCAACCAAUUUCAACUGCAGGGUAGUUCCAGUUUUCUAGCGGAUCUGGAUCAUCAACCGGUAACGAUUAAAACUGUAGAUCGUAAACGAAUCAUCCAGGAGUUGCAGUACGGAGUGUUUCCGGACCGUGACGAUUUCUGUCAGUCCACUCAGCUAGUCGAAAAUAAACCACUGACUAGCGAGCUGAAACGCUGUGUGCAAAGUCGGUCGGGCUUUUACGUGGGCCUUAAGAAUGGUAAAGUAUUACGGCUAAGCCAGUGGGCUAAUCCCGGAGAUGGUACGGAACCGGAAAAUGUUCUUGCUCUAGGUAAAGCCAUUACCGUCCUCAAGUACUACGACGAUUUGCAAGUUCUGGUUGCAGCCACCGAAGACAACUGCAUCGUUCGUUUCGAGGAAGACGCUGACAUCGAGAUCAAGGAAGAGGUCUGCGAGUGCUACUUGCACAAGGACCAAUAUUUGGUGCUGGUGUACGAACAUUGUGCCGUGGAGAUAUUAAACGUAGAAACCAAGCAGAUCGAGUUCCGACUCGGUCAAAGCCUUACAUACGGAGCAUCGGUUUGCGACGAGCAAUACCUGAUUAUCUGUACGACCAAUGGUGCUAUCUAUCAACUAGGAUUCAAGGCCGAUGAAAACGAAACACCCUUUCUCCAGGAACUGCAUGUCUACGCACCACCGGAAAAUAUUCCCCUAAGGAGAAUCUCCAGCUGUGCUUUAUCCGCCAAUGGGGAACUGCUAGCCGUAGGCUACAAACACGGUGCCAUCGAAGUGUACAGCAUGGAUGAACACCGGCUCAUCGCAACGCUGGAUUCUCACAAGGCCGCUGUCGCUUCUCUCUACUUCAGCCCUUGGAAGGAUCCCAAUUGCCCCCAUAUUUUGGUCAGCGUUGGUGAGCAGAUUGCUUUCUGGAAUUUGGACUACGUAAUAAACAACCCUCGACUGGAUUCAACGGAUUUUAAAAGACGCUCCAAUCGCUACAAGAGCCGAAGCGCGCUUAACUCACCCGCAAUGGAUAUCCGCCGCACAUCGAUGGGCAGUUCUGGAGUGGCCUCCCCGCUGGCCGCCAGUCCUGCCCGCAAUGGAUCACUCAUCUUCGAUUUCAACGAAGCCGGCCGACAUUGGCUAGGCAAGACCGGACCAUCCGACAAACCCCAUCUGCUAAGCUGCAUCAAACUGAUUGGUUCCACCCAGAAGCUGACCUUCAACGGUGACUUCAGUAAAUUCUUCACCAUCGACGACGAAGGCUACCUCUACUAUCUACGGCUGUACGAACCGGGACGUGAUUGUUCGAAGCUAGCUCCCCCGAACGGUUCCUCAUUGCUCAUCUGACUACCGUCCCGAAGGGUGCUUACCUCGACUUACUAUAUAUUAAUGUACAUUUUUUUGUACACUGCCAUGCUAAGAUAAAAAGGUGUGCCAAUUUUUUCUAUAGAUUUCGAUGUAGUGAAAUUAUAACGGCGUUUUUAGUUAUCUUAUAAGGUGGCAUAACUCAAAUCGUGACAUAAGAUUUUUAGCAUGUAAAGACUCGAAACAGAGUGUGAUAAACAUUUUUAAGGUAAUGAAAUGAAUGACGAACAAAUUUUUAGAAUCAUUAGACUGUUAGGCGAAAUAUUAUUCGAAAUUCUAGA